CACAAGAGAUGAUAAAGCAGGGUUUUAAUAGAGCAGCUUGGCCCAGUCAUGUGUGGGUACAGAUGAGGUGGUGACUUUGUGAAGCUGGGGACAGGAGGAGGUGGAGGCAUAAAUCCAGGGGAUGGGUUUUCUCACAGCGGCCUUGCCUGAGGUGAAGAUAAACCUGAGCUGCGGUUUUAACAGGAGGGACUUGAGCUGCGGAUAGUGAAUUACUGCGAGAGGUCGAAUACAUCAAGCUAUGGUAACAUCUCUCAAUGAAGAUAAUGAAAGCGUGACCGUUGAAUGGAUUGAAAAUGGAGACACUAAAGGCAAAGAGAUUGACUUGGAGAGUAUAUUCUCACUUAACCCAGAUCUUGCGCCUGAUGAAGAUAUUGAACCCAGCCCAGAGACUCCACCACCUCCCACUCCUUCAGCCAAAGUAAACAAAAUUGUGAAGAAUCGACGGACUGUGGCUCCUAUUAAGAAUGAAACUCCUGCCAGAGACAACAGAGCGGUUGGUUCUGCACGUGCACGGCCUACUCAACUUCCUGAUCAGUCUUCCUCUACACAACAGAAUGGUAGUGUUUCAGAUAUAUCUCCAGUUCAAGCUGCAAAAAAGGAAUUUGGACCCCCUUCACGUAGAAAAUCUAAUUGUGUGAAAGAGGUUGAGAAGUUGCAAGAGAAACGUGAGAAAAGAAGGCUACAGCAGCAGGAACUUAGAGAAAAAAGAGCUCAGGAUGUUGAUGCUACAAACCCAAAUUAUGAAAUUAUGUGUAUGAUAAGAGAUUUCAGGGGAAGUUUGGAUUAUAGACCAUUGACAACAGCUGAUCCUAUUGAUGAACACAGGAUAUGUGUUUGUGUACGAAAAAGGCCGCUCAAUAAAAAAGAAACUGUAAUGAAAGACCUUGAUGUAAUCACAAUUCCUAGUAAAGAUGUUGUGAUGGUACAUGAACCAAAACAAAAGGUGGAUUUAACAAGGUACCUAGAAAACCAAACUUUUCGCUUUGACUAUGCCUUUGAUGACACUGCUCCUAAUGAAAUGGUUUACAGGUUUACAGCUCGACCAUUAGUGGAGACCAUAUUUGAAAGGGGAAUGGCUACAUGUUUUGCAUAUGGGCAAACAGGCAGUGGAAAAACCCAUACUAUGGGUGGUGACUUUUCAGGAAAGAACCAAGAUUGUUCUAAAGGAAUUUAUGCACUUGCAGCUCGAGAUGUCUUUUUAAUGCUAAAGAAGCCAAACUAUAAGAAGUUAGAACUUCAAGUAUAUGCAACAUUUUUUGAGAUUUACAGUGGGAAGGUUUUUGACUUGUUGAACAGGAAAACCAAAUUAAGGGUGCUGGAGGAUGGUAAACAGCAGGUCCAAGUGGUGGGAUUACAGGAACGGGAGGUUAAAUGUGUUGAAGAUGUACUCAAGCUUAUUGAAAUAGGCAACAGCUGCAGAACAUCUGGUCAGACAUCUGCAAAUGCACAUUCAUCUCGGAGCCAUGCAGUGUUUCAGAUUAUUCUCCGAAGGAAAGGGAAACUGCAUGGUAAAUUUUCUCUGAUUGAUUUAGCUGGAAAUGAAAGAGGAGCAGAUACUUCCAGUGCAGAUAGGCAAACACGACUGGAAGGUGCUGAAAUUAACAAGAGCCUUUUAGCACUCAAGGAGUGCAUUAGAGCCUUAGGCCGAAAUAAACCUCAUACUCCAUUCAGAGCAAGCAAACUUACUCAGGUGCUAAGAGAUUCAUUCAUAGGAGAAAAUUCCCGUACCUGUAUGAUUGCUACUAUCUCUCCAGGGAUGGCAUCCUGUGAAAAUACUCUAAAUACACUGAGAUAUGCAAAUAGAGUAAAGGAAUUUGGAAUUAGUCCUUCGGACAUUCCCUUCUCACAGAGUAGUGGCAGUCGCUCUGAUCUCUCUCCUUCCUAUGAGUAUGACGACUUUUCUCCUUCGAUCACCAGAGUGAAGGAACUGACGGUUGAUCCUAGUGCUGCAGGAGAUAUCCGUCCAAUUAUACACCAUGCUCCAAAUCAAAUUGAUGAUUUAGAGACACAGUGGGGUGUAGGGAGCUCACCUCAGAGAGAUGAUCUUAAACUUCUUUGUGAACAAAAUGAGGAAGAAGUUUCUCCACAGUUGUUUACUUUCCAUGAAGCUGUGUCACAAAUGGUAGAAAUGGAAGAGCAAGUAGUAGAAGACCACAGGGCUGUCUUCCAGGAAUCUAUUCGAUGGUUGGAAGAUGAAAAAGCUCUUCUAGAGAUGACUGAAGAAGUAGAUUAUGAUGUGGAUUCUUAUGCUACACAACUUGAAGCAAUCCUAGAACAAAAAAUUGACAUUCUGACUGAACUCCGAGAUAAAGUGAAAUCUUUCCGGGCAGCUCUACAAGAGGAGGAACAGGCCAGUAAACAGAUCAAUCCGAAGAGACCACGUGCCCUUUGAAAUAGGCCUCUGCUGCUAAUGGAUCCCCCGAACCCUCACUGCUGUAACAUACAGUUGUUAUAAGACGGUGGCUGUAAGAACUCAACUACUUGAAAGCGUAAAAACUUUUGAAGUGUCUGUGGAAAUGUCCAGUUUCUCCUUCACCUGAAUGACAUUUUCAGUUUUGUGUGAAACACUUCAAUGAUGUCUCCAGAAUGCUUCUAGACCAGACAGCACAGCACAACCAUGCAGGGUUCAGAGCUGUGAAGCACUUUGUUUAAAACUUUUCAUUUAUUCAAAUUGUGAAUUUUAUGUUUUGGAAAUCUUUGCCAUUUUUUUUAAUAAUGAAGUAAAACUGUGGACUUGAAAAACUUCACUAUUUCCUUUUAACUAUGUUCAAUUUUGUUACAAAGACCAGCUGUGCAGUUUUAAAUUGUGUUUGCGUGCAUGCACACCUCAUCAGUGAUUGUACAUAACUUCUCUUCUAGAGACAGCUGUGCUAACCUAUUCCCAUUCUGUGCCUUGAUGAAGGCUACUUGACCCUAAAUGUCCUUUCUGAAGCACAGCCUUAAUAAAUGACAUUCCUUAUUUGUCAAUGUAAAUUACUUUUAUUGUGUGUACAUCUUUAAUGUGUGUGAGCCCCCCCACCCCCCCUUUUUUUUGUUGGUGACUAGUUCAUUUCACAGGAUGUACAACAGCUGGACAUUCCAUCCUCGUAGAAAUCUGGAAUCAUGAUUUGAAUACCAUAAAGAAUGGUUAUAAAAUGCUAACAUUUUCUUUGUAAAGAACAAUAUAAAUUAGUUGAUGUAUAAUAAAAGGUAACAUUUAAGUAUGGAGGAGAGUUGUAUGUUAGAAUAAUACAGAUAUACAGUAUAUGUAAGUGUGAUAAAUGCUGUCUAGAAUAACGGUGCAAUCUGAUCUCUACGUAUGGGUAGGAGGACUAAAAGUUCAGGGAUCCAGUGACUAGCAUAAACAAAAUACCUUUUCACAGACUAUUUAAAAAUUUGGCUUCUGAUGCAUGACAACUUACAUGUGCAUUAACUGUAGUUUGCAGAUAGUUUGUAUGGAGUAGUACUGUUGCUUUAAAGAAAGUAGCUAAUGCAUAUUUUUCCCUUUGUACAGUGCCAGCAGCUGAAAAGUGGGGUGAAUCUGUAUCAUUUUGGAUUUGCACAAUAGGCUGCACAAACUCUACAUAAUGCGAUAUAAAUCCCACAGGUACCUGAAGUCUCACAAAUAGCACCAUGUGUAUCCAGAACUUUUUAGGUGGUGGCACUUGAGUUAUUUCUGCCAGUCAGUGUCCAAAAGAAAGAAAGGGGGGGAAAAAAAACAAAAAACCUUUUAUGUAAGAACUUUUUGUCAAACAAUUGUAGCCCUCUCUGAGUUCUCCCUGUUUCCAGGACAGAUUCCAAGAGUUAAUAUCAGCAGACCCUAGGAAUGGUUUUAAACUUGGUUUUUGAAACACAAGCCCAUUUAUGCUGGGACUGAAGGGAAAUAAAGGGAAGGCAAUGAAAAGAGAGCUAAAUGAGCCAGAGAUUCUCAGCAUUUAAUGUUUGUAACUCCCAUAGGAAGGUAGGCUAUGGGAGACCCUUGUUGCAUCAUGGUAAAAAGCUCCUAUCUGUAAACAUGAAAGCUGAAAAAGCAAUGUAGAUUUUACACAAUGUGUUUAAUAAAUUAAACAAUGAAACAUCAAUUAGAGAUGAGAAUUUACUUCUAUGAAGCUUGCAUUUACUUUGGGAAGGAGUUUACCUUGUGAUCACAUCUAUUGCAAUUAGAUGUAUAUGAUUUUAAAAAAAAUCAUACUUAAAAGGCACAUGGUGCUAGAAUGGGUGUUUGUUUUAUUGUAAUAACCAUCCUGUACAGGCUCAAAUUGUUUCACUGACUUGAGUCCUUAAACAGGUAUAUCAAAAUGUACUGAU
Molecule: messenger RNA, 4287 nt
Organism: Mauremys mutica (yellowpond turtle)
Lineage: Eukaryota; Metazoa; Chordata; Testudines; Geoemydidae
Gene: KIF2A
Product: kinesin family member 2A
Exons: 21
Coding region: 239-2392 (717 amino acids)
Biological process (GO): microtubule-based movement
Molecular function (GO): microtubule motor activity; microtubule binding; ATP binding
Source: RefSeq, a predicted model, not a curated record